Molecule: messenger RNA, 831 nt
Organism: Orbicella faveolata
Lineage: Eukaryota; Metazoa; Cnidaria; Anthozoa; Scleractinia; Merulinidae
Product: galanin receptor 2a-like
Biological process (GO): G protein-coupled receptor signaling pathway
Cellular component (GO): membrane
Molecular function (GO): G protein-coupled receptor activity
Source: RefSeq, a predicted model, not a curated record
AUGAGCGAAGACGACUUUGGUAGUUCAAACGAUAGCUACUUCGAAUACACCAGGCAAUACCAGAAUUAUUUACUGUUCGCAAACGCAGUGUUGGCCGUUGAAUUUUUGUUGGCUGUCGUCGGUGUAGUCGCAAACUGCAUUGUUUGUGGCGUUCUUCUUCGCCAGAAACGACUUCUGAAGAACUUUUCAAAUUUUCAUCUCUUCAAUCUCGGUAUAACUGACAUUAUUUUCAGACUUGCUCUCACACCAAUGUUGCUAACCAUUGAAUAUACCGCCGUGGAACAUGGAAGUGAUGCUGUUUGCAAGCUUGGCGCGUUUGGAACCUACACAACAUUGGCUGUUACAUUCACGCUCCUGUUGGGAAUUGCUUUUGAUCGUUAUGUCCACAUUGUACAUCCUUUAAAAGCUAGAUACAUCACAUGGAAACACAGUCGAAAUGCCGUCAUUAUUUCAUGGUUUUACGGAGCAUUUUGUUCUUCGCCAUUCCUUUACAGCAUGAAACUUGCUCUCACACCAAUGUUGCUAACCAUUGAAUAUACCGCCGUGGAACAUGGAAGUGAUGCUGUUUGCAAGCUUGGCGCGUUUGGAACCUACACAACAUUGGCUGUUACAUUCACGCUCCUGUUGGGAAUUGCUUUUGAUCGCUAUGUCCUUAUUGUACACCCGUUAAAAGCUAGAUACAUCACAUGGAAACACAGUCGAAAUGCCGUCACUAUUUCGUGGUUUUACGGAGCAUUUUGUUCUUCGCCAUUCCUUUACAGCAUGACAUACAUAAAAGAUGACUGGAACCUUACGGCUGACACAGAAUACGAGCGUUCCUCUCGACUUUAG